AAUAUCCGUCUAAGACUACAUAUCAUUCAAGAAAAACAAUACAAAAUUACCUGUUCCUUAAAUGAAAGUGGAUACUCUUUAAUAAAGAAGGACAAAAUAGACAUAUUCCCGUGACGUCACGCGUAGUUACACGAAGCCGAAAUUUUUUCUCAAAAAUGGGACUCUUGGCAUUACUACGGAAGCUUAAAUCAAGUGGUGGAAAAGAGUUGCGUAUAUUAUUGCUUGGUUUAGACAAUUCUGGUAAAACUACAUUACUAAAGAGUUUAGCAUCAGAAGACAUUUCACAUAUCACUCCAACACAGGGAUUUAACAUCAAAACAGUGCAGUCAGAAGGAUUUCGUCUCAAUGUUUGGGAUAUAGGAGGCCAGAGAAAAAUUCGACCAUACUGGAAAAAUUACUUUGAAAAUACAGAUGUGUUGAUAUAUGUAAUAGACAGCUCCGAUAGAAAAAGAAUGGAAGAAACCGGAGAGGAAUUAAAUGAAUUGUUAGAUGAAGACAAGUUGUGUGGUGUACCUCUGUUAGUCUAUGCCAACAAGCAAGAUUUAGAUUUUGCUGCAUCUGCAGCGGACAUAUCAGAUUCCCUGGGUUUAUCUUCUAUAUCAGAUCGUGUUUGGCAAAUACAGGCUUGUAGUGCACUUAAAGCUGAAGGAGUUAAAGAAGGUAUGCAAUGGGCAAUGAAACAGAUAGACAGUAAAAGUAGCAAAGGCAAGAAGAAAUGAUAGAAGGACAAUAUUAACCUAUGUUAUAUAUACACAAAUAGAUACUACACCAUGGUUACAAACUGGUCUAAUGAAUGUUGGAUAAAAACAUAUCACUAUUUGAUAUUGUAGUUUACUGUAGUCAUGUUCAUUGAAAAAGUGCAUUGUCAGCAUCUGAUCAAUGUGCUUGCAUUUUUUUUUCUACUUGAAAAGUUGGGACUGCAAGACAAAUCACAGAAGACAGUGGAUUUUCUUUUUUUUUAUCAUUGUUAGUUGAUCUCUGUAUAUGAUGAUUGAUUAAUGGUUGUAUUUAUAAAUGUACAUGAUUGUGUAAUUACAGUUUAAAUCAAAUCCUGUAGAGAAAAUGAAAUAUUGCAAACGUGUGUCCCGUAAAUGUAGAAUUAGAGCAAACCAAAGAUUUCAAUUAAGUUAUCAUUUGACAUUGGGUAUACAUAUUUUGUUCAUGCACAUAAAAUAUAUUGUUUCAAACAUGGUCACAGGAAAACUUUAUCCUGCCUUUUGAAAGUUUCUUCAUUCUGGUAAUUUUGAAGACUGGGCAAAUAUUGUUGAUAUUUAUUUCAAGAAUUUCUGAAGGUGUUAACAGUAUUUGCAUAUUUUUAACGUGUUAAAUGCUGUCUUUUUCCCUUCACAAUUUUACAUUAACAUUCCAUUUUUAUAGGAAAUUUUGUUGAAAAUGCUUACCUCAGAUUUGUAUCAGUCUCUUUUUAAUUAGAUUGUAAGACUGUUGUUAAAAUAUAAUAUAGGAAAUAUUCUGGAAUAUCAUUCUCUCUGAUUUUUGGAAGUUUUAUAAACUUUCGACUUCACAUAAACUUUAUAUGUAAGGUAUGUAUUUCUCUGCAGUUCUUCACAUAUUUCACCUAUCCAGCUACAGGCUUGUCAUCACUGAUUUAUAAAACUAGCUGACUUUAUUACUUUGAAUGGUCAGACGAAUGGGAAUACUCUUUAAAGAUACACUAUGCCCUGCCUUUGCCAGAAUAAUUUAUCUUUAUUGAAUUAAAUAUAGAAAAUCCUAAUGAGAUAUGUUUUAUUUGGCCUGAGAUAUGUAAACAAAGUUCUUAGAGAAGCAAUCACAAAGGUUUUCUAGCAACAGUCUGUUAAAUCAACUUUCAUAUUACAUUUUUGUGGCCUUAUGUUUACUUUUUCAUGUAUGGUACUUUAAACCUAGCAUACAGUGCUGUUUGACAUACAAAGAAAUAUUUGUUCUAUGUUAACAUCGAUAAUAGCAAAUAAUUGUUCAUAUUUCCAAGUAUGAAAUUUUGGCAAUAUAUCUUUAAGAAACAGAAAUAUUGUUUUGAUACUGAAAUAUUCAUUGUUUAAGAUGGCAUCCUAUGUAAGCGAAAUUUAAAUACAGUAUAACUCUUGAUUCCGUCCUGCAGUUGUCAUAUCAGAUUUAUUGUCCUAUAUUUGGGUAUAACAUGUAGAAAUGUGCCAAAGUGUGGUUUGAAACAGACAUGUACCGCUACUCUGUCAUUUACUAGAUACUAUGAAAUCAUUUCAUUUUGUUGGUACAAACAUUCAUUGUUUAAGUCAGAAUGGCUAUUUCAUAGGGAUAAUAGUUUGGGGAUUUCAGAAUUGGAUUAUAAAAUGAUUGGAAAAUUUUAUUGUGAUUUUAUUCAGUGGAUAUACUCAAUCAUGAAGUCAAUGAAAAUUACUUGUGCACGAACAUUAAUGAUUUCAUGGUAUCUGAAUCUUAGAGCCUGUUUUUACCCACUUUUCUCUUUUUGUUGCAAUUUUGAUAAUUCUGCAGUAGGUAUAUAGAGACAAGUUAAGGAUAUUUUUUAUGUUUAUUGUACUUAAUAUGCUUAUUUCUAUCAUCCGUCCAUGUUGUAAUGUAUAUGUAUCACAUUUUGAUCUGUAUUCAUCUAUUGACAACAUUAUUAAUGACAUUUUUAUUAUUUGAAUUGUGUGUAUUUUAAUCACUUUAUUUCUACUCAGAAUAUUGAAUUGUUUGUGCAGUCAUCAGUGUAAAAAAGUCACCAUCAGUUGUAUUUUGCAUUUAGUAAUUUCUUUCCAAACAGAUAUUGUCAACUUGUUGCUUUGGAUUCUAGCACUGUUUCUAGAUAUACAGUAAAACAGCAACUGCUCAGUCGACAGGAGGUCCUUGAGUUAUUUAUGGAUUUGAGUGAUCAGAACAGAGAAAAUUUAAGAAAAACAUGAUUUGUUUGAGUAAGCAUUGGUUCUUGAGCAGUUGAUGCUCUAGUAAGCCGUGUUUCACUGUAUUGACUGACUUUUUCUCGUAAACAAACUUCUAAUUUGCAGGAUGCAGUUGUGAAUAUUUUCAUUUUUGUAGAGAUUAAUACAAAAUGUACGCCUGAUUUUAAAAGAUAAAGAAGUUGGUAUCAAAUUCUUGAGAAUGUUGGCUUGUUCAUGAUUUCAAAACUGUUGUAUUUGAUUCAUUGUUUUUGUACUUUACUGUAUAAUUUAAAGAAUUUUAUUAUUAAUUAUGAUUAAAGCCUCUUUUGAAAAAUGUAUGUCUAACAGAAUAUUGAGACGACUUCAACUUUUGUGGAUUUAGUUCUCUAUUACCAUAAUUAUAUCCCGUUACAUGAUAAGUGGUAAUUAAAACAUGCACCAAGAUAAAAUCAGUAUGUUUUGAUAAAAUCAUCCAAAAAAAUGUGAACAAUUCUUUUCAAGUACUUUUUAAAGUGGUCAUCAUAAUAUAUUGUGUAUACUAUUCUCUUGGUGACAAGUCUCAAUUCUCUGAAGACAAAUACUGUUUAACACCAUAAGUGCUCUUUUGUCCUGUUGUAUGUUCAACAUUUACUUAUGAAAUCCUGUUUUCUUUUAAUUACAUGUAUAGACAGAAUUAGUUUUAAUGACUUUAUAACUGAAAAAGAUUAGUUGCUCAUUAAGGUGAUGACAAGGAAUGCCAAUAGAUACAUACUAAUAGGUACACUUAGUACCUCCGACAUGGUUAAUAAUGAUGUGCUACCUUUUCUUUGAAAUCUGAACCGGCAUUUGUGGAUUUAGUUCUCUAUUACCAUAAUUAUAUCCCGUUACAUGAUAAGUAAAACUAAAACUAAAGUAUGGUAUCUAAUCCAAUUCUGUACCUACUUUUCUCCUCAAAUCAGAAAUAAACAUUUCAGCCUACAAUAUUUUCCUGUAUUGGAUGUGGGACAACAAAGUUCCCAUUUUAACUGAAAGACAAGUUGAAGCUGCUAAUGGAUAAAUGUAUAUGUAUGUUAUUCAGUAUUGAUAAAGGCUAGACGCAGUGUUCUUAUCUGCAUACUUUUACAUUAGUUGUUUCAGUCACGGAAUUAUGCCUAUUUGCAUUUUUCAUUUACAGAAAAGGAUUAUUUUUCUGUUCAAUAAAAUAUAUAUUUAUACUAUGCCAAUCAAGAAAAAAACAUUCUUGGUAUGAUUUACAGAUGGGUACUUGUCCAAUUUUAUCACCAUAUUGUACAAUAACAGAAGAGCAUUAAAUAAAUUAAUAAUGUUGGGUAGACUAUGUACAUCAUCCGCUUUAGAUACGAGACAGAUAUUUUGUCACUGUGUUUAAUUGCAGUUGUCUGUUUUACUUACAUUGGCAGUAUACCAUGUAUGGAUCUUCACCUAUAUUUUCAGUAGGUCACCAGGUCAGAUAAAGAUGAGCACUUGUACUAAUUUCAUUGUAAUAUUUAGUAUGAUGUAAGUUAAUGUGAAAUUCAACAUUAAAGUCUUUGAAAAUCA
Messenger RNA from Mercenaria mercenaria, 4388 nucleotides. Its product is annotated as ADP-ribosylation factor-like protein 3. The transcript is spliced from 6 exons. Gene Ontology annotation, cellular component: cytoplasm; microtubule cytoskeleton. The record is from RefSeq and is a predicted model, not a curated record. The coding region runs from base 156 to 719 and encodes 187 amino acids. Gene Ontology annotation, molecular function: GTPase activity; GTP binding. Lineage: Eukaryota; Metazoa; Mollusca; Bivalvia; Venerida; Veneridae. Gene Ontology annotation, biological process: cilium assembly.